AUGGCCGACUGGAGUGCGAACAAUGAGGCGUUGCGCAAGGUGAACUCACGGCUUUGGAGCCAAUAUCUCUCCGUCAAGCCAGAUUUUGAUCUCGGACGCUAUCAGGGCAUUCCACUGGCCUUGCGCCUCAACGGCCGAGUCCUAGGUCCUCUAGAGACAGAACUGAGUGUCCGAGAGUUCUACGACAUCACAGCGAUCAAUGCCGGCCCCUUGUUCGGGAUACGAUAUAAAGCAGGCGAGAAUGGCUCAGAAGACCAGGCUUUCCUAAUCGUCCCAUUAGGCAACAUAUUUUCGGCUCGAGAACAAAGUGCCGGUGCUAUCCACCGUUGGGAUGACACGGGCUUCGUCUGGUUGGUAGAAAUCACCAGCACUGGGGUGGCAACUGACCACUACCUGCUUUGCCUCAUGGAAAAUCACAGCCAUGACGGAGAAGCAGAGAAAGACAACCCGGAUGAAUCCAUUCCAAGAUUUUGUAACGCGCAGAAGCCUUUUACUCUCGCUAGGGUGUCUGAAGCGGUGCUAUCUGAUUUGGAAACACCACUAGGCCGCCCCGACCGCAAAAAAUCACUAUAA
Messenger RNA from Fonsecaea monophora, 573 nucleotides. RefSeq lists its product as hypothetical. Bases 1 to 573 code for a protein of 190 amino acids. The transcript has 2 exons. The record is from RefSeq and is a predicted model, not a curated record. NCBI's taxonomy places the organism in Eukaryota, Fungi, Ascomycota, Eurotiomycetes, Chaetothyriales, Herpotrichiellaceae.